Anarrhichthys ocellatus (wolf-eel) is the source of this 2320-nucleotide messenger RNA. Its product is annotated as caytaxin-like. The coding region runs from base 545 to 1612 and encodes 355 amino acids. The record is from RefSeq and is a predicted model, not a curated record. NCBI's taxonomy places the organism in Eukaryota, Metazoa, Chordata, Actinopteri, Perciformes, Anarhichadidae. Gene Ontology annotation, cellular component: cytoplasm. Gene Ontology annotation, biological process: apoptotic process. The transcript has 13 exons.
UACGGGUGACAUCAUCACAUCAGGAUUAGAGCUGGGGGGCGGGAGCAUUAGUGUGGGUAGAGGGAGGAGGAGGGUAGAGGGGGAUUCAGCAGAGAUGAGCAGAAGUAGAUGGAAGAGAGAUCAAGAGUGAUCAUCAUGACACGAGCUGAAGGCGCAGGACGAGGAUUAUCUGUAUUCCAAAAUAUAGCUUGGGAUAUGAUUUGCAGACGAGACUGAAACGAUGACAGCAGGAUGGUGUUUGAUGUGUGAUGACCCUGACUCUCCUACAACCGUCCUCUCUGCAGGAGGAAACAGUUUCUCUCUCAGCCUCCAUUAGAAGCAUCAGUGAACAGCAAGACUCCUCCAGCAGCCCAGACCCUGGGCACUCUAGUGUCCCACCUGCAGAUGUAAACAAUGAUGACCCUCACUCUGCUCAGGCAGAUUUAAGGAGGAGUAGAAAAUAAAGAGGGACAUCUGAAGGCAACACAGGGAAGCUUUCAAAACGGCAAAGAGGAAGUCCUCCUAAUUACAGUAUCUAGCUGAAGCCUGUCCUCCCUGGCAGAGGAUGGGUACAGCAGAAGCCACCUUACGCAUGGACAGCAUGGAGGUUAAAGAUGAGUGGCAGGAUGAAGACUUCCCCAGGCCACUACCAGAGGAUGGAGAUGUUGAUUCUUCAUGUGGCCUCACUGACAACAGAACCAAUCCUCCCACCACUCUGAAUGUGGGCGAGUCCAUAGCCCAGCGUAAGCGGCGCACUCUGGUCGCCCCCGACAUGAACCUCUCCCUGGAUCAGAGCGAGGGGUCGGUGCUCUCUGAUGAGUGUCUGGAGACGCCUGACGACCUGGACAUCAAUGUAGAUGACAUGGAGACUCCCGAUGAAACCGACUCUCUGGAGUUUAUCAACAAUGGCAACGAGCUGGAGUGGGAAGAUGACACUCCUGUGGCCAACGCCAAGCGUCUUCCAGGUGAAAGUGAAGAGGAGAGAGACUCAUCUGGUCGUCUGUGGCGAACAGUGAUCAUCGGUGACCAGGAGCAGAGGAUUGACAUGCAGGUCAUCAGACCAUACCUGAGGGUUGUCACACAUGGAGGUUAUUAUGGCGAGGGUCUGAAUGCCAUCAUCGUGUUUGCAGCCUGCUAUCUUCCUGACAGUGGCUGUGAGGACUACACCUACAUCAUGGAGAAUCUCUUCCUGUACGUCGUGAGCAGCCUGGAGCUGCUGGUGGCAGAAGAUUACAUGAUUGUUUACCUGAACGGAGCGACUCCUCGCAGGAAGAUGCCCGGCAUCAGCUGGCUGAAGAGAUGCUACCAGAUGAUCGACAGGAAACUGAGGAAGAAUCUUAAGUGUCUCAUCAUUGCUCACCCAACGUGGUUUAUCCGGACCGUCCUGGCGAUAUCAAGACCUUUCAUCAGCGUGAAGUUCAUGGAUAAGAUCCGUUAUGUUCACACUCUGGAGGAGCUCAGCCAGAUCAUCCCCAUGGAGCAUGUGCAGAUCCCUGAGUGUGUGUCGCAGUAUGAUGAUGAGAAGCUACAAGCACAAAGGGAAAGACUUCAGCAAGAGAAGCAGCAGAGCAACUUAACACUGUCUAAAGAAAGGCCAAAGUCAAUGAUAGCAGAGGUUGGCCCUGACAUCUGACAUUAAGAGCUUUAAAUUGAAGAACCAAUGAGGGACAUUCAUUCAUUAAAAUGGAAGCCAGCCUCGACCACCAUCGACCACCUCACACGCUUGUUGACCAGGAUUAAAUCUACCGACUGGAUCCAUUAGCUGCAAGACAAUCCUUUCUCAAAUAAUAUAUUUUCAGUGACAUGCUUGCUUCUAACUAAAGGUUAAUAUACACCAAAGCAUUACAAGAUAUAGCUAAAUUAAAAAAUAUCUGCAUGUCAAGUUGAGUUUCAUCUACAGCAUGACUUCAGCUAUAUUUAAAGAAAAAUAAAAGACUUGGAUGAACACUCAAUCUUCUUCAGACAAGGAAUAUCGUCCGUUCCAAAGUGUACAUAUACUUUUAUAGAUAUUUUUGAGAAAGGGGUUUGCACAGAUAUUUGUUUUUUGAUAUGAGAGGCAUGGGUAUUGUUUUGAUUUCAUGGCCGUUUACUGAAAACUAAUGUGCAAUGAUGUUGUUCUUCUUAGGCCUACAGUAGAUGUUACUAAUGCAAACGUGUGUUACAGUCUUCAAGUUUUCCAGAGUUUGAUAUGCAGGUGGCAUGCUUGUUUAUACCAAUUCUGUCUCAUCUAUUUUUGUCAUUUCUCGUGUUUCAAAAGAUACUUUUACAAGAUGGAAAUCACACAUUAUUACAAAUGAAAUAUAUUUAAAGAGAGAGUCAAAUUAAUUGCUAAACGUGUUAU